GAAAAGAGUAAUCAUCAGUGAUGGUGGAAAGUUACUCACGGCGAGCUUCGCUUUGCCCUCCCUUUGUUCGAAAGAAUUGGACUAACGUCGCAUUCAUUUCGUUCAUGGUUGCCCACUUCCUUUGGAUCCAAUUUGUGGCUGUGCCUUCGGUAUCGACCAAUGGUGACAGCAAUAAUAUGAGCAUAUUGGCUAGCUUGCAACAAUUCAGAAAUCAUCCCGUGGCGCUCUCUACCAAUAGGAACGACGAAAACGUAAAAAACGAGCCAAGGAACUUCACCAUUACCUCGAACUACAAGAGCGAAACGAAGAUUCCAAUAUUUUACAAUCUCUACAUUGGCAACGAGACGGACAUUCCAAGAAUACGGGAUUUGAUGUCGGAGCAAUUGUCGAUGAGGGAUCCCACCAUUCAUACCCCAGUUUACAUUACUACAAUUGGCUCAGAAAUCGACGACAAAACGCUCGAGUCUUUCGUCUAUGGUAGUAAGAACGAAGCUAAAGCCGACGAAAUUGUGCACCUACGACACGUCGAAAGUGGAAACGAGCUCUUGUCUCUGGAAUCAUUGUGGGAGCAUUGCUCAAAAGAAGAAAACCACGAAACGUCGGUGGUUUAUCUGCAUUCAAAGGGAUCUUACAGCAACACAAUUGAAAACACGCGAUUGCGAUUCUUUUUGACGGCUGGGGCCCUGAGCCAGGAUUGCGCUGUUGGACUGGCACGUCGUUCAGCGCGAAAGGGAAUGGAGGUUUCGCACCCACGCUGCAAUGUGUGUUCCACACGGUUUUCGCCGCUCCCCCACCCGCACACAUCGGGAAACAUGUGGGCGGCACGCUGUGACUACAUUGCAAAACUCUUCCAUCCCUCCAAGUUUGAUGCUCGCAUGCGGCGGUUCAGCCCCCCCGGAUCGACCCGCGCUUGCAUCGGCCGGGGGCGCUGGGCUGCCGAGCACUGGGUCCAUACCCACCCAACGGUAGAACCGUGUGACCUAUAUACCUCGAAUCGAUUCUUGUUCAAUUACGAGCACCUGCCAAAUCUCUCGAGCGCCAAGGACGUCCGCAARGUCUUGUACGGAGAGGGCAACACAAACGAUGGAUCUUCCAUGAUGAAAUUGCAAGAAGCCCCGCGAUUCGACCUGAAAACCUUUUCCUCGACRGGRAUUUGCAAGGAUACCGGUGUGGGAACCCUGGACAUGCGCUUGAAGGAGGCUCGCGUCUUGUACGGUUACACCGCGGAUGGCUCUGACAGARAAGAGGCCGGUGGCACAGGUGGAAAAAAACCCAAUCAAAGCUACAACACUAUGCCACUGAGCUGGUGGGGAUGGAAAUUCUGGAAUAACGGAUCGACUCUGGUGUGAGCAGAAGCAGCAACAACGCGAUAGCGUUCAUCAUCAACAGUCGUUGAACUAAUCUUAAAC
Molecule: messenger RNA, 1409 nt
Organism: Pseudo-nitzschia multistriata
Lineage: Eukaryota; Bacillariophyta; Bacillariophyceae; Bacillariales; Bacillariaceae
Source: the annotation of a GenBank genome assembly